This is a messenger RNA of Cooperia oncophora, 1398 nucleotides long. The record is from the annotation of a GenBank genome assembly. NCBI's taxonomy places the organism in Eukaryota, Metazoa, Nematoda, Chromadorea, Rhabditida, Trichostrongylidae.
AUGGAGAGCUCUGGUCAUUUAACGGGUAACUACAAGUGUAAUGGUGAAACCUCAAGUACUACUAAAUGCGUGAAGUGCCCAGAAAAGAGCGUGCUAGAGUCACAUAACGCCACCUAUUGCGAGAAGUGUUUCCUCGCGAUGGUUAAGGGAAAAUUUAGAUCGGCACUCAGCAGACGCAAAGUUUUCAGGGAUAAAGAUUCUCGGAAAGCUCUAGUCAUUUUGGACGGCUCUAGGGAGUCCGCGUUCCUUUUUCGUCAAAUUGAGGACGCUGUGAAGCAGACCAAUUUCAAGCGACUAAUGAUCGAGCCAUCGUUUCUUCUACUUCUCUCUUCGUUGGAUAUUUCGGAAGUACAUUUGGUGGCAAAGAAACUGCCUGUUUUCCAGCAAGCGUUGCCUUGUACGUACUAUGUUGUACAUCUGGCAGCUGUAUUUGGAAAUCUUGAAAUAGACGGCAGUGGCGGUUGCAUCGGCCUCCAAUAUUUAUCAAGGUUGGUCGAGGUUCUCGAUUCAUUCCGCACGACUAUCGCUCGUGAGGAAAUGAUUCGUCUUCUACAGGUACGGCUGAUCCACAAAUUCUCGAAGAGCGUCGGCAUAUCAAAGGUGAUGCUUUCUUCUAACGGUGAUCAGCUAGCUCAUCUAGCGAUAUCACAGCUGUGCCUUGGACGUGAUUCUCGGAAAGCUCUAGUCAUUUUGGACGGCUCUAGGGAGUCCGCGUUCCUUUUUCGUCAAAUUGAGGACGCUGUGAAGCAGACCAAUUUCAAGCGACUAAUGAUCGAGCCAUCGGCAUACUACAUAUUCUUCACUUUUGCCGUUGUCCUCUACAAAAUUUCUUCUACUUCUCUCUUCGUUGGAUAUUUCGGAAGUACAUUUGGUGGCAAAGAAACUGCCUGUUUAUCACCAGCAACUGGUUUUUCUCUUUUUUGUACGUACUAUGUUGUACAUCUGGCAGCUGUAUUUGGAAAUCUUGAAAUAGACGGCAGUGGCGGUUGCAUCGGCCUCCAAUAUUUAUCAAGGUUGGUCGAGGUUCUCGAUUCAUUCCGCACGACUAUCGCUCGUGAGGAAAUGAUUCGUCUUCUACAGGUACGGCUGAUCCACAAAUUCUCGAAGAGCGUCGGCAUAUCAAAGGUGAUGCUUUCUUCUAACGGUGAUCAGCUAGCUCAUCUAGCGAUAUCACAGCUGUGCCUUGGACGUGGAGGUAUGGUGUCGGAUAUGACAGAUGUAGUUGAAAAAACUCCACAAGGAACGGUAUUCAUCCGACCAUUAAGAAGUAUAAGCACAGAAGAGAUCGCGACCGCUUUGCGUUUGGAGGAUGUGGAACACUAUGUGCUAAUUCCACCUGUCACAGUGAGUUUAUGUUUCCAAAUCAUUUUCGUUGAACAAAGUCAUCUAAAGGUAUAA